Populus euphratica (Euphrates poplar) is the source of this 3718-nucleotide messenger RNA. RefSeq names its product protein SMG7L-like. The coding region runs from base 242 to 3322 and encodes 1026 amino acids. Gene Ontology annotation, molecular function: telomeric repeat DNA binding; telomerase RNA binding; protein binding. Lineage: Eukaryota; Viridiplantae; Streptophyta; Magnoliopsida; Malpighiales; Salicaceae. Gene Ontology annotation, biological process: nuclear-transcribed mRNA catabolic process, nonsense-mediated decay. The record is from RefSeq and is a predicted model, not a curated record. Gene Ontology annotation, cellular component: telomerase holoenzyme complex. The transcript is spliced from 7 exons.
CCACCUCUUACUUUGUCUGUUUCACAACUGAACCAGUACCAGGUGGCUACUCUUCUUGCUUCUUCCAAUCCCGGCGCUUCUCUCUCUCAAAGCUGUGCACUUUUGGUUGGCUGGCUGUUUUUGUCUUGGUUUCUACUAGUUUCUACUACAAACACUGGUUCCUACUUGAUGGAAUUUUUCUUUUAUUAGUUUUUGACUCUUUAAUUUCCUCAGGUCAGAAAAGCUUUUUUCCACUCCAGUCAUGGAUACUAAUUCACUUCUUAAGGAUCAGAAAGAAAAACCACGUCUUCUUGCUGAGGUUCCUCAUUUAGAAAAACAGCUGUGGACACUAGUCCAUACGAGAGGUCUUUUAUACUCCAAUGUUCAAGACUUGUAUCGAAAAAUAUGCUCUAGUUAUGAGAAAUUAAUUCUCAGUGAUCACAGACUGGAGGAGCUUCAAGAUACUGAAUAUUCUCUGUGGAAGCUUCACUAUAGACAUAUUGAUGAAUUUCGUAAACGAAUAAAGAAAUUUUCUGCUGACAGGGAGACUAUAACGUUUGUGACACCACAAAGUAAGAUGGCUGCACAGAGAAGCAGUGACAACCAUGUUGAUGGAUUUAAAUCAUUUCUGUCUGAAGCAACUGAAUUUUAUCAAAAUCUUAUCUUCAAAAUCAAAAGAUAUUAUGGUCUCCCAGAGGAUUUUUCCUUCCAUAGAAGUGGUGGCAAUUCUGCUUCCCCUGAGCCCAACAAAAUGCAGAAACUACAAUUUUUAUGCCAUCGCUUUUUAGUUUGUCUGGGAGAUCUUGCUAGAUACAGAGAACAAUGUGAAAAAUCUGACACACAGAACCACAAGUGGUCAGUUGCAGUUGCUCAUUACUUGGAAGCAACAUUAAUUUGGCCCGACAGUGGAAACCCCCAAAAUCAGUUGGCAGUGUUGGCAACAUAUGUCGGUGAUGAGUUCCUGGCUUUGUACCACUGCAUAAGAAGUUUAGCUGUUAAAGAUCCUUUCCCUGAUGCAUGGAAUAACCUUAUUUUACUGUUUGAAAGAUUCUCAGUUGAUUUUGUGGUUUUCCAGAACAGGUCAUCUCAUUUACAUUACCUUUCUAGUGAGGCCUGCUUUGAUUUCUUACGACCAUCUGAAAGUAGCGUCUGUACUGAAGCACAAUCCACUAAUGAUUUUUCGAAUUGCAAGCCUUUGAAAGCUGAAGAUGAAGGCUCAAGGGAGACACAUUUAUGGCCUCUAAUCAUUAGAACAAUAAGUUUCUUCUUCAUAAAAUCCAGUUUUGAGGACUUUCCUUGUACUUUUGCAUCUACUAUUAAAGAGCUGGAUGUGUUGAUGGCACUAGAUGAUGCAACGUUAAAAGCUGCAAUGGAGUCAUAUCAGCAUAUGAAUUCAGCCAGGAGUGGUCCUUUUAGAACCCUUCAAUUUAUCUCAUUACUCAUCUUUGUCAUUGAGAAUCUAAUAAAUAUCCCAGAUGAAAAAGAUUCAAAGGGUAAAACUGAAGUCCAUCAAAUUGCAUUAAUACAAGCUGCAGUGGCUGCUUCAUUCAUUUUCAUGGGACGUCUUACUGAUAGAUGUUUGAAGGCAGAUUUGUUGGACUCUUGCCCACUUUUACCAGCUUUGCUUGUUUUUGUGGAGUGGUUAGUGCGUAUUCUUGAUGAACUCAAAAAACAUGGAUCUGAUGAUAAAAGUACAAGUGCUAUGUCUUAUUUCUUUGGAGUGUUUCUUGAACUUUUGAAUCAGUUUGACAUUAACAGUGGUGAAGUCAAGCCUCCACACAGUAUUGCUCUUUGGGAAGACUACGAGUUGAGAGGCUUUGCACCAGUAGCUCAUUCGCAGGUGCCAUUAGAUUUUACAAGUCAUUGGGGACACAGAGACAGUUUUGAAACUGGAACUCGAUACCGUGUGAAUCGCAUCAUUGAUGCUGCAAUGAAGAUUGCAGAUAGAACAAACAGUAGUCCCAAGUGGAUCGUCUAUGACAAAUCUGGAAGUAGAUUUUCUGUUGCUGAAUCAAAUAAAUUUCAAGACAGGAAAGAGUUGGAAAAGAUGGGGUCUGCUAGUACUGUUGUUCAAGAGAAAGAUCCCAACCAGCAAAUUUUACAAUCAACAGAAAAAAGUGAGAAGGUAAUCCUUGAGGAGAAACCAAGUAGCCCUGUUGUGAAUGGAAAAUCCAUUUCCUUAGAGGAGGAAGAAGUCAUUCUCUUCAAGCCCCUCACAAGAUACAAUUCUGCACCACUUUAUAGGUCUAUCACCUCCAGUGAUCGAGCACCUUCAGAAGACACUGGGGACCAGGUUGUGCCUGCUGAUGAAUGCUUGCGACGGGCUACGUCACUACUAAUAGCACAAAACCAGGGCCAGGGUGAUCCUUCGGCAUUCCAUUCUGACCUCACCAAUUUCAGGUGCAUCAAACCAGUGAAACAGCAGGAGCCUCCCCUAAAGGAUACAACAGACCACCUGCUUUCAGAAGCUCCUAACUCUCAUGGGACUCCGUCUCUCAGCACCUCCAUUUCUGCUGGGCCACCCUCACUCAAUGCUUGGGUUCUCAAUAGAGGUUUGAGCAAUGAAAGGGUGAAAGGUAAAGGUGACAUGAGUAGACAUAGCUUGGCACCUAUUCAGGAAAUGGCUUCAGCAUCCAUGAAUGAUCUCUCUAUCAGUGAAACUGACUCUGUAAUUAGUUCCACGCAUGAACAUUUGACCACACAUUACUCUUCUCCUCCUUAUUCAGCUCCAGUGCCGUCUGCCCCAUUUCUUCCUGAUGAUGCUGUGUGGCUUAAUGGCAUCCAAUCUACAUUCACUGACUACAAUAGCUCGGGAACUAUCAACAGAACUAAUUCUAAUUAUUUUGACACACCUCAAGUGAGUGGCUAUUCAAAUUGGACUGGUUCUCAUCAACCUCUUCAUCAGAGUCCUGGAAUUCAAGGCUUCAUGGAUGCAUACACACCAGUGCGUCGAAUGACUUCUUCUGAAUGGCUUCGUCAGUACAGGGAAAGUCAGAAUCCUGAGCUCACCACUAGUCACUUAUGGCCAGUACAUUCUUACACCAUUGGGAACACUGGAAACUUCCACGACAUAUCCAGGUCCAGUCUUUUUAAUCAGUGGGCAACUCCUGUGGCUUCUAAUCAAAUGGUUUAUGAAGGGAGCCUGCCAAUGCAUCCAGGUUUCCCUCCUGUUCAUGGAACUGAUGAUCAAAGGAACAAAUUCUUUUAUGGUUAUCAAAGACCGAGCCCUUAUGGAUGUGGUGGCGUGAAUGAGCCAGAACCACUCUUGCAGUAUCUCAAGGAGAAAGAAUGGCUGCUCCAGCAGGAUCCAACCUUCAGAGGUCCUACAUAUAUGGGAAGUUGAAAUUGUCAUGCGAGAUGGCUGAUAUGAGCAUUGCACAUAGCUGCAUGCCUUCAAUAUGGGAACUUCAUUCAGCCUGUAAUGAUCCAUAGGUGAUAACUGUUCAUUUCUUAGCUGUUAACAUGUAAUAUGUGUUAAAGUGUGUGCAUAUGUAACCAUUCUUACAGAAGAAAGAGCUCAAGAAACUCCGUAGAAAAAUUCUCAUCUGUAGGAUUAUAUGUAUGGGAACUUCAUUCAGCCUGUAAUGAUCCAUGGGUGAUAACUGUUCAUUUGUUAGUUGUUAACAUGUAAUGUUUGUUAAUGCGUGUGCAUAUGUAACCAUCCUUCCAGGAGAAAGAGCUCAGGAAACUCCGUAGAAAAAAUUCUGAUCUUUAGGAUUAUAUGUACAGUUCGUGAAAA